Molecule: messenger RNA, 1392 nt
Organism: Cinclus cinclus
Lineage: Eukaryota; Metazoa; Chordata; Aves; Passeriformes; Cinclidae
Gene: DES
Product: desmin
Exons: 9
Coding region: 1-1392 (463 amino acids)
Biological process (GO): skeletal muscle organ development
Cellular component (GO): sarcolemma; cell-cell junction; Z disc
Source: RefSeq, a predicted model, not a curated record
AUGAGCCAGUCCUACUCCUCCAGCCAGCGGGUCUCUUCCUACCGCCGGACCUUUGGCGGCUCCCCGGUCUUCUCUCGUGCCUCCUUCGGGGGCAAGGGCAGCAGCGGCAGUUCCGUCACCUCCCGCGUCUACCAGGUGUCCCGCACCUCGGCUGUCCCCAGCCUGUCCACCUUCCGCACCACACGCGUGACGCCCCUGCGCUCCUACCAAAGUGCCUACCAGGGUGCCGGCGAGCUGCUGGACUUCAGCCUGGCUGAUGCCAUGAACCAGGAGUUCCUCCAAACCCGCACCAACGAGAAGGUGGAGCUGCAGGAACUCAAUGACCGUUUCGCCAACUACAUCGAAAAGGUGCGCUUCUUGGAGCAGCAGAAUGCCCUCAUGGUGGCCGAGGUGAACCGCCUGCGGGGCAAGGAGCCCACCCGCGUGGCUGAGAUGUACGAGGAGGAGCUGAGGGAGCUCCGGCGCCAGGUGGACCUGCUCACCAACCAACGGGCUCGUGUGGAGGUUGAGCGUGACAACCUGCUCGACGACCUGCAGAAGCUCAAGCAGAAGCUGCAAGAGGAGAUCCAGCUGAAGGAGGAGGCUGAGAACAACCUCGCUGCAUUCAGAGCUGAUGUGGAUGCAGCCACACUAGCACGCAUUGACCUGGAAAGACGUAUCGAGUCCCUGCAGGAAGAGAUCGCCUUCCUCAAGAAGGUGCAUGAGGAGGAAAUCCGGGAGCUGCAGGCACAGUUGCAGGAGCAGCACAUCCAGGUGGAGAUGGACAUCUCCAAGCCUGAUCUGACAGCUGCGCUGCGGGACAUCCGUGCUCAGUACGAGAGCAUUGCAGCCAAGAACAUCGCCGAGGCCGAGGAGUGGUACAAGUCCAAGGUGUCUGACCUGACACAGGCAGCCAACAAGAACAACGAUGCACUAAGGCAGGCCAAACAGGAAAUGCUGGAGUACCGGCACCAGAUCCAGUCCUACACCUGCGAGAUUGAUGCCCUCAAGGGCACGAACGACUCGCUGAUGCGCCAGAUGCGGGAGAUGGAGGAGCGCUUUGCAGGGGAGGCUGGUGGGUACCAGGACACCAUUGCCCGCCUGGAGGAGGAGAUCCGGCACCUGAAGGAUGAGAUGGCUCGGCACCUGCGUGAGUACCAGGACCUGCUCAAUGUCAAGAUGGCCCUGGAUGUGGAGAUCGCCACAUAUCGCAAGCUGCUGGAGGGCGAGGAGAACCGGAUCAGCAUCCCCAUGCACCAGACCUUCGCCUCUGCACUCAAUUUCCGAGAGACCAGCCCAGAGCAGCGGGGCUCCGAGGUGCACACCAAAAAGACCGUGAUGAUCAAAACCAUCGAAACCCGUGAUGGGGAGGUGGUGAGUGAGGCGACUCAGCAGCAGCAUGAAGUGCUGUAG